Messenger RNA from Kwoniella shivajii, 1167 nucleotides. RefSeq lists its product as uncharacterized. The transcript is spliced from 6 exons. Gene Ontology annotation, molecular function: asparaginase activity. The coding region runs from base 1 to 1167 and encodes 388 amino acids. The record is from RefSeq and is a predicted model, not a curated record. NCBI's taxonomy places the organism in Eukaryota, Fungi, Basidiomycota, Tremellomycetes, Tremellales, Cryptococcaceae.
AUGUUUCAAGUUUCCAAAUUGUUGACUACUGCUUUCGUGGCUAGUAUUGCUCUUGUUACAGCAUCCCCUGUCACUGUGAAGAGAGACAAUUUCGGCUUAGAAUGGAUUUCUAAAGAUUCCUCUUUACCUAAAGUCGUCUUGUAUAACACUGGAGGAACGAUUGAUUCCACUUCCAAUUACUCGACCAUUGAUAAUGUCAACUACGGUUCAGGUCCAGCAUUCAUUCCUGAAUAUAUGCUGGGUAAUUACAGUGUUAUACUUGAAAAAGCUCAAAUCGCAAUUGUGGAUAUGUCCAAGGCUGGUGGAUCAUCAAAUCUCAAUUCAACACUUUACUUCAAUGUCAGUAAAGCCGCAAAUGAGCAUCUUUGCUCAGAAGGAAGUGAUAUCGCCGGAGCUGUAAUGUUCCACGGAACAAAUACCGAAGAAGAUACCUUCUUCGGUGUUGAUUUGACUUUAAACUGUUCUAAGCCAUUUGUCGCUACUGGAGCUAUGAGACCUCAAUCUUAUAUAUCUCAUGAUGGACCUUCCAACUUCUAUCAAGCAGUAGCAGUAGCUUCUGAUCCUAAAGCUGGAGAUAGAGGUGGACUAGUGGUUUUCAACGACAGGAUAUCUUCUGCGUUCUAUACCAUUAAGACCAAUGGAAAUACUCCAGACACAUUCAAAGCUUUGGAACAAGGUAAUCUUGGAGCUUGUUUAGGUGGUCAACCGUAUUGGUACUUCGAACCUUCGUACCCAGUAGCAAGAUAUCACUUUGAUUUGUCUUCCAUGCAAGACGGAAAUCAAUUACCUCAUGUCGUUGUCCUUUUCGGUUCUCAGGGUUUCGAUACUUCCCUCAUGUAUGCUGCAGUAGCUAAUGGUGCCAAGGGUAUCGUUAUUAUGGGUGCUGGUGCCGGACAGCUGUCUACCGAUGCAGUCAAAGUAGCAGGAGAGUUGAAAGCUCAAGGGAUCCCAGUGGUAGCUUCUCUUCGUCCAGUCACCGGUGCUUCCGCUCCCAAGCCAUUCGAGCAGAACUAUAUCUCCUCAGGAUAUAUGCAAGCUGGUAAAGCUAGGAUCCAACUUCAAUUAUGUCUCGCCACUGGUAUGGGAUGGGAAGGAUGUCGAGAUAUCUUCGAAAAAGAUAUGCGUGAAGUCAUUUACAACGAUGCUACAUCCUACUACUUCUCAUAG